ACAGGCACAACUUAUCUAAAUGCGUGACUUAUUCUUAGGUUGUACAGUCAUGAAGACGUAAUUAGUUUGUACUUUAGUAAGUGUGUUAGCAAUUUUUGUCAUAACGCUUUAGUUAGAAUAGUUACAUGUGAUCUUGAAGUGUACAUCGUUUCGAAAUGGUGUACUUAAAAAAAAUUGGACUUAAAUUAUUAAUUUUAUUUUGUGUUAGUUGCGCAGAUGCACAAAUUUUUAGUAGUUUCACCGGAGAUGGUAUAUCCAGUACCAUUGGUAAUAUCUUGCGUGGUUUCUCAGUGGGUGUAAAAGAAGUUACCAAUGGUUUAAGAAGCAUUGAAGAAAUAUUAGAUAUAGUAGACACGGCUGUUGAAGAGGAGUGCAUAUUUUCUUGUCCAAGAGGGCAACAAGCCAUUCGAAAUUCAUAUUUUUCAACUUACCCAAAUGGCUGUGGAUCUUAUGGUUUUCAGCUGAAAGAUAAGAGCUUAUCUUUAAAGGAUAUGGAGCUUUGUUGUAAUGACCAUGAUGUAUGCUAUGGGACUUGCUUGGCUGACAAGGAUUUGUGUGAUUUAAAAUUCAAAAAGUGUUUAUAUAACACCUGUGACAGACACAAGAAAUUCCUACAAGAAGGUGGUCUUAAAGGAUGCAAAGGUGCAGCAAAGCUCUUCUAUCUGGCAACAGUUGGACUUGGCUGCAAAGCCUACUUAGAUUCACAGAAGAAGGCUUGUAUAUGUAUUUAUAGAAAUGAACUGUGAUACUGUAAGUCAAAUCAUAAAAAUCAAAAUGUAUAAAGAAAUGUUUUAUACAACCAGUUAGAUCCCUGGGCUUUCUGCAUCUGCAAUGCUAUUGAAUUUUUUUCCAUGUCUUAACAAAAUAGCACAGAAGAAAAACUAGUCUGGAAUUGUUUUUGUGGUAUAAAAAUUUAACUUCUAUGUAUACAUUGUAAAAUAGAAAGAAGGAUUUUAUGUAUAAAAAUGUCUGGAUCAUUUACUAGAAAAAAAACAACAAUGCAUAAAAUAAGCUUCCACAGCAAAAGGAUGGUAAAAUGACCUGAAAUAGUCUUGAUAUGAUGUUAUGGACAGUUUCUAGUUUGAAACAUUAAUGAAUUAAAAACAUUCUUCCAAUUUAA
Messenger RNA from Limulus polyphemus (Atlantic horseshoe crab), 1120 nucleotides. It is a transcript of the gene GXIVsPLA2, whose product is annotated as group XIIA secretory phospholipase A2-like. The transcript has 4 exons. Gene Ontology annotation, cellular component: extracellular region. Gene Ontology annotation, biological process: lipid catabolic process; arachidonate secretion; phospholipid metabolic process. Gene Ontology annotation, molecular function: A2-type glycerophospholipase activity; calcium ion binding. The record is from RefSeq and is a predicted model, not a curated record. Bases 156 to 746 code for a protein of 196 amino acids. Lineage: Eukaryota; Metazoa; Arthropoda; Merostomata; Xiphosura; Limulidae.